Molecule: messenger RNA, 1514 nt
Organism: Carya illinoinensis
Lineage: Eukaryota; Viridiplantae; Streptophyta; Magnoliopsida; Fagales; Juglandaceae
Product: cysteine-rich receptor-like protein kinase 10
Exons: 5
Coding region: 258-1358 (366 amino acids)
Biological process (GO): protein phosphorylation
Molecular function (GO): protein kinase activity; ATP binding
Source: RefSeq, a predicted model, not a curated record
CUUUCAUGGCAAAAAUAACAAUUUGUUGUAGAAAGUAAGUAGCAUGAUUCAGCUUUGUUAUUUUAUUCUUCAAAACUUUAGGCUUUGUCUGUGAUUAGUCAAUGGAUACUAUAGUCCAUAUAUGCAUCAUGUGCUUCCAUUUGCAGUAGUUGUUAUUUUAUUUAAACAAUUCAAAUUGGUACUGUUCAUAUAUGUAGGCGUAUAUUUUAAAUUUGGUUGCUCCUGAUCUAAAAGAAUGAACUCAGUUGAUUUGUUAAAUGUUGGCAUGUUCCUCAUGUACUGAAGGUCAUCAUGUGGAUGAAAUUAAAAGCGUCGAAUCAUUGCUGUUUGAUUUUGGCACUAUUAGCCUUGCGACAGAUAACUUUUCUGAAGCAAAUAAGCUCGGACAAGGUGGUUUUGGUGCUGUUUACAAGGGUAGACUCUCCGAUGGACAUGUUAUAGCUGUGAAAAGACUAUCAAGAGAUUUUGGGCAAGGAGAUAUAGAAUUUAAGAAUGAGGUCUUGUUGGUUGCCAAACUUCAACACCGAAAUUUGGUUAGGCUCCUAGGCUUCUGCUUGGAAAGAAAGGAAAGGCUUUUAGCGUAUGAGUUCGUGGAAAAUACAAGCCUUGAUCACGAUCCAACCAAACGUGGACAUUUGGAUUGGGAAAGGCGGUACAAAAUCAUAAGAGGCGUUGCUCGAGGGAUUCUAUAUCUCCAUGAAGAUUCUCGACUUCGUAUUAUUCACCGCGAUCUUAAAGCCAGCAAUAUCCUUCUAGAUGCAGAUAUGAAUCCAAAAAUUUCCGACUUUGGCAUGGCUAGAUUGUUUGUAUUAGAUGAAAUGCAAGGGAACACAAGCAGAAUUGUGGGGACCUAUGGAUAUAUGGCUCCAGAGUACGCAAUGCAUGGACAAUUUUCAAUGAAGUCCGAUGUCUAUAGUUUUGGUGUGUUGGUAUUGGAGAUAUUGAGUGGACAAAAGAACAAUUGCUUCCGAAGUGGGGAGAAUGUGGAGGAUCUCCUAAGCUAUGCAUGGAAAAAUUGGAGGGAGAACACAUCUUUAAAUAUUGUAGAUCCGACAAUGAAGCCUAGCUCAACAAGUGAAGUAAUGAGAUGCAUCCGCAUCGGAUUACUAUUUGUUCAAGAAAAUGUAGUUGACAGACCAACCAUGGCAUCAGUCUUUGUCAUGCUCAAUAGCUACUCCACCACUCUUCCAGUGCCUUCACAACCUGCAUUUUUUAUGCACACUAACGUGGAAUCUGAGAUGUCAUCUGGAUGGCAGCAUAGCGUAGGGAUUACAGAUCAGUCAGAAGAGAGAUCCAAAGGGAGCUCUAUCCAGGCCUCACAAAAUGAGGUUUCAAUUACUGAGCUCUAUCCUCGCUAGUGCUUCAUGCACAUAUUAUGAUGGUCCAUGAUUCCUGUGGUUUGUGGUUAUUUGAGUUCAAACUUCGUAUGUAAAACUUGGGCUAGGUUCAUUUUCUCAGUUUGUUUUGUUUUUUUGUUUUUUGUGAAAUGAAACUCAACAAGGAUUAUGCUUUUA